CCAACACAACCGCAAUUCUCAGAACACUCCCAAGAAAAAUGACCGCUCAAUCAUUCAUCGUCCGCAUCAAGAAGGAUACUCCCGCAGACGAGGUCACCAAGAUCAAGGAACAGAUCACGUCCAGUGGAGGCUCGAUUGAUCAUGAGUACAAUACUCUGUUUACUGGAUUCUCGGCCAGGAUUCCAGAGGAGGCUGCGAACUCUUUGAAGGGACACCAACAUAUUGAUGAUAUGGAGGUUGACCAGGAGAUGAAGACUCAGUAA
Molecule: messenger RNA, 263 nt
Organism: Saitoella complicata NRRL Y-17804
Lineage: Eukaryota; Fungi; Ascomycota; Saitoellomycetes; Saitoellales; Saitoellaceae
Product: peptidase inhibitor I9
Exons: 3
Coding region: 39-263 (74 amino acids)
Biological process (GO): vacuole fusion, non-autophagic
Molecular function (GO): endopeptidase inhibitor activity
Source: RefSeq, a predicted model, not a curated record